Messenger RNA from Closterium sp. NIES-67, 992 nucleotides. The record is from the annotation of a GenBank genome assembly. Lineage: Eukaryota; Viridiplantae; Streptophyta; Zygnematophyceae; Desmidiales; Closteriaceae.
UCUGGAGCCAUAUUCCUGGCACGCUGGAUUGAAUCCACGAGAACUCUUACAAUGCAGUCUAAAAUCUUCGUUGGUGGACUACCAUGGCAAACCACGUCCAACGAUUUGGUUGAGUACUUCCAACAGUACGGAAGUGUCAUCGAUGCAGUUGUCGUGAAAGAUCAAGCGACAGGCAGGUCGAGAGGGUUCGGCUUCGUCACCUUUCUUGAGCCGUCUUCCGUGACUAAGUCUGUGACGGCUCCUCCUCAUUCGAUCUUAGGACGGUAAAAGCUUGUCGCAGCCUCGUCUUUCCGUUUCGAACCAUUUGCUCCACUCACUACCGUUCGCAGGCUAGUGGAAGUCAAGGAGCCAGAACCGCGCGGAAAGCAAGUCGUGUUGAGACCAGUAAGGACUGAAUGGGAGAAAACCGAUAUCUGUACCUGGAUUCUUUGAAGGGUGUUUCCCUGGUUUGAAAGCCAUGACUAAACAAAGAGCCGGUUUGUGAACAGGAGAGCGGCCCAAGAACGCGGAAGCUUUUCGUUGGUGGCCUUCCGCCUUCCAUGACUGAUGAAGAAUUCACGUCGUACUUUGCUCGAUUCGGAACCGUACGUUGAAGCACAUCGUCUGUGCCCGUGAGUCCUGGCACUCGCAGCGUGUUUAACGCAUUCUGCCAGAUUACAGAGAUUCAAGUGCUUAGAGACGAAGACGAGAAAGGCAGAUGCCGAGGGUUUGGGUUCGUUACUUUCCAGGCGGAGCAAGCAGCCGAGGACGUUCUUCUUCUUGGAAGGUGACUCUUAUGGACUCAGACCUUCGAUUCCAUGUCUGGGCUCAUGCGAUUCUUAUCGCUCAGGGAGUCUGAUUGCCCGUGCAGAAUGCACGAGAUCUGUGGGAAGAUGGUGGAAGUGAAGAAGGCACAACCACGGAAGGACAUGGCAAUCCAAAAUGGCCGAUGGUUGUGAGCACCUUCAUAGAAUAAUCAGGAAAGCCUUCGGCACUGAACAGCACCGCUGUGA